Molecule: messenger RNA, 1691 nt
Organism: Asparagus officinalis (garden asparagus)
Lineage: Eukaryota; Viridiplantae; Streptophyta; Magnoliopsida; Asparagales; Asparagaceae
Exons: 10
Coding region: 89-1387 (432 amino acids)
Source: RefSeq, a predicted model, not a curated record
ACCGCACACAUCAUGUCACAAGACUGACAUAAUCUCUUCAAUAUUUGUUCCCACUUAACUCGGCGUCGCCCAGGAUUCAAGGAUCACGAUGAGCAUCGUCAGCAGCAGCAACUUGCUCUUGCAUCCUCGUCUCCCCUCCGCAGAUCGAAGCAGGGCCUCCUUCAACCCUAGAAUUCCCAGUUUCUUCCACAAGCAGGACCCGCAGCUGAGGAGGAGAGCGGUCGUCUGCAGCUACGCCCCCGAUGACUCGGAAAAGACGAAUUCGGGCGACCGGUCCGAAUCCGGGCUGCAGAUUUACUCUCAGAUCGAGAGGGUAAUUACUGAAACGGCAAAGCAGUCUCAAGUUAGCUGGGGAACGUCAGGAGAUUGGAGUGAAAUCGAGGGUGCAUGGGUGCUCAAACCAAGAAACAUCAAGCCAACAUCAGUUAUUCAUUUUAUUGGUGGUAUUUUUGUUGGAGCUGCACCUCAACUUACAUAUCGCUUUCUUCUGGAGCGACUCUCUGAGAAGGGUAUUUUGAUUGUUGCAACACCUUUUGCAAGCGGCUUUGAUCACUUUGCUAUUGCAGAUGAAGUACAAUUUAAAUUUGAUAGGUGCAUGAGGUCCUUACAUGAUACCGUAAAUAAUCUUCCAGUAUUUGGUGUUGGCCAUUCCCUAGGAUCAGUGAUCCAUCUUCUUAUUGGGUCAAGGUAUGCUAUAGACAGAAAUGGUAAUGUAUUAAUGGCGUUCAACAAUAAGGAGGCAAGCCUAGCAAUUCCAUUGUUUUCUCCUGUUAUUGUACCAGUGGCUCAAAGUUUUGGUCCACUUUUAUCCCAGCUCACAUCUCCAACAAUUGUCCGUGGGGCAGAAAUGGCUAUAAAGCAAUUAGAGAAUCUCAGUCCUCCAAUUAUGAAACAAGUUUUGCCUUUAGUUGAGCAACUUCCUCCAUUAUAUUUGGAUUUGGUCAAAGGAAGGGAAGAGUUUAUUCCUAAACCAGAGGAGACUCGUCGACUGGUAAAAUCUUAUUAUGGUGUCUCAAGGAACCUCCUGAUUAAAUUUAAGGAUGAUAUGAUAGAUGAGACUCCAACUUUAGCUCGAGUGUUGAGUGCUGAAUCUGCCAUAAGUUCCUCACUGGAUAUGUCAGUUCGAUCAAUUCCUGGAGAUCAUGGACUCCCUUUGCAACAGGUUUUACCUGAUGUUCCUCCUGCAAUGGCAAAUGCUGUAAACCAAGGAGGUGAGCUUCUGGCUAAUCUCACUGCUGGGACUCCAUUGGAAACAGUAGCCAAAGAAGUAAGUAGCACCUUCAGUGCAGAUUCUGGAAUCAUUCGAGCACAGAAUUCUAAACUUGUUGAUAUGCUGGCUAAUGUGAUCGCGACAUGGAUAUUCUCAAAUUCCAAUCUGAAAAACUGACAAUUAGCAUGGUUCGGAAAGGGAAAAAGGAUAGUUCAGAAGCACAAAAGAAAUUAUAGAUCGGAAAGUAUGGUUAGGUACCAAGCUAUUUUCAUGUAGAUUUUGUCCAAUUUGUACAGAAAAGUAAAGACCAAGAAAAGAACAUGUUUGUAAGUGAAGUGUGUAAAAAUGUAUCUCGUUUAUGUAAUUGAACAAUUGAUGCACGUGUGAAUAUUUAUCUUGUAUACAACCUUUCUGAAAUUUGUGCAAACAAAGAAGAGUAAUUUUCAGAUAAAGCAUUGUAUGCCAAUUUUUUUUAUCUUCA